Mercenaria mercenaria is the source of this 638-nucleotide messenger RNA. RefSeq lists its product as uncharacterized. Bases 42 to 497 code for a protein of 151 amino acids. NCBI's taxonomy places the organism in Eukaryota, Metazoa, Mollusca, Bivalvia, Venerida, Veneridae. The transcript is spliced from 4 exons. The record is from RefSeq and is a predicted model, not a curated record.
UAUAAUAAUCAUAUAUCAGUAAUAACUACUUCGUGUCAUUUAUGGCAGCGCAAUGUCAGACCAACACUAUAAAUACGGGUCCAAACCUUAGCCACACAACAGCGAACGGAGAGGCACACAUAAUGAAGGCAAUUAUCGUUAUCUCAGCAUUACUUGCCGUCGCCAUAGCGACACCUAUGUACGGUAUGUACGGAGGGGGCGGAUAUUAUGACGAUGACGAUUCCUGGCGGUACGGAGGAUACGGAAUGAUUGGAGGAGGAUAUGGAAUGAUUGGAGGAGGAUACGGUGGUUAUGGUGGUAGCGGAGGAUACGGAAUGAUUGGAGGAGGGUAUGGAAUGACUGGAGGAGGAUACGGUGGUUAUGGUGGUAGCGGAGGAUACGGAAUGAUUGGCGGAAUGUAUGGAAGGUACCCAGGCAUGCACAGACAUUACUACUGGAAACGCAGACCAUACUGGCCAAUACGAAGACCUUACUACAAGAAAAGAGGAUACUACUAAAGAGUUUACAAAAGAAAUAGACCCCCCAAAAAUGACACAAUUUCAUGAUCAUAAUUAUUUUUGACAUACACGUGUAUUUAUUAGACAGAAUAAUGUGAAUGUUUUCGUAUGAAUAAAAUUCACUUUUUGUUCAGUAUAUAA